This is a messenger RNA of Lingula anatina, 3974 nucleotides long. RefSeq lists its product as uncharacterized. The record is from RefSeq and is a predicted model, not a curated record. NCBI's taxonomy places the organism in Eukaryota, Metazoa, Brachiopoda, Lingulata, Lingulida, Lingulidae.
UUUGCCAAGUCCAAGCAAGAAUGUUGUAGAUGAGGUCAUGAUGAAGCCUCUUUGUGUUUGCUCAACGGUUUCCUCUCCAUACCUCUUCACUGUUACCUCCUAAGUGGAUCAGGACAAAACUGAAGUGAAAUUAUGGAUAUCUGAUUAUUCUAGGUCCUUAAUAUGAAGGUUAAGCGCUGGAAUCACACGUUAGGCUGAAGUGAGCGUCGACCUGCCCAAAGCGAAAUCACCGAAUUUAUGCUUGGAAUGUAGAGCUAUCGUGUAAAAUGACUGCUUGCUGUUACACGACCGUCGCCUGCUUAAUUUCCCUGAGCCUGCUGGCUAGUAUAACAGCUGACCCAGACGCCUGCUUCUUUGUGGACCUCGUCUCCCGCUGCAGGACAACUGUGAAACAAUAUAAUGUCACCAUAACAUCCACUAUCAACAAGUGUCACCAGCCAAUAGAUGUCACUGUAGAGCUACAGAAUGACCAGCCACCUUUCACAUGGAAGCACACGUUUGCCAAUGAUGGGGAGACACAGCGGAUUGGUAACUACACAGAGGAGACGUACAUGCAGUUUCAGAUUGACAGAUAUUUCUGGCAGGACAAACCAGAGCUUAGGAUGGCUGCCUGGAUUAUAAUGUCUAAAGAAGGAGUGAACAGGUUUCUGAAGACCUCCACUAUGGUUAGCACAGAAGACUGUCACGGUGGCACCACCAACCCUGUAGCUGCGGCCCUCGCUGGGAUAUUUGUAACUGUCACCGUCAUCAGCCUCGGUGUUGCUGUGGGCUUUGUUUGCUACAAAAGACGCAAACAUUCCAAACGUCGCGAGCAGUUAAUCUUAAACAUGGAGGCCCCAGCAGUAGCUGAACCAUUCGCAGACGCAGGUCAAUCCUCUGCCAACAGAAGACAUCAUCAGGACAAAAAAGAUGCUCCACAAGUGCCAGGUGGAUCAAGUGAUAAAAUUAAAGAAAAAGUUUCAGUGGCACAGAAAACAACUGUAGAUGGGGCUGUGAGCUCUACUGCACUUCAGCCAAGAGAAGCUGAUGUCAAGUUUCAGAGCGAGUCUGUCCAAGACAGUAUCAAUGCCAAACUGCCCUCUGGUGGCCAGGGGCCCCUUGAUUUAGAAGGGGCUGUGGGUUAUAGCUUAAACCCUUCACACUCAGGAAAGGUUCCUUUCACUCCUUUUGAUACAGGGGGUGGUUCCCGAAAACAAAAACACAGGAGUAAACAAUCUCACAGGGGAGAUGGACUUUAUGGAGGAGACAUCUAUUCGUGCCAAUAUGGCAGUCAGUUAAGAAACUCAGGAGGUUUGGAUAAUAACCAAUUUGAUCACUCAGUCCAUUCUGGAAGAGGGCGAAGAGGAAAAAGAAAAAAAGGAGGACAAAGAUUCUCAAAUCCACCCAGACAAGGGGUGAGCAUUCAUCAAGAUGGCGGUGAAAAAUUUGCAGAAGAACUUUCUGUGCGCCUCUCAAGUCUUCAGAAUGAAGAGUUCAAAAGCAGACAAACAAAUGGCUUAUACCCUGGCCCAGAGGAGCCUGGGUCUCUCGAGGACCACCCAUCUUUGGGAGAUGAUCAUAUACUUAUUGCCUCUUUGCACAGGGACCCUGCAGGGCUAGCUGUCUCAGACAGCACACGGCAGGCUGCAGACACGACCAAUGGGGCACGGACAGACAGGGCCGCCUCAGGCCACUCUUUCAGUUAUCUGGAACCAGCUGAGGUGGCUCCUUCUAGUGUGACAGUCAUGGAUAACCCCAAUGGGUAUGGCGGUGCUAAACCAAAGAGAAAAUUACCUCAAAUGCAGCCAGUUGUCUGAUUUACAACCUUACCUGAAUAUUUUAGAGGGUGUGAAAUAUGGAUGAGAACUGAGAGUUAUAAAUCAUCUUGGCUUAAAUGAAUUUAAAAAUCCACAUACCAAGAGGAGGGCCUUAUUCUGGGAGAAAAUUUAUAAAGCUGGCAUAUUUUGAAACAAGUUUUGUGCCAGAGGAGAUCUAAGUUGUGACUUAGAUAUUCAUGCAUUUCAUAUAGCAAUUAUUUGAUCUCUCACUCAAGGUUUUCUUAUCUCUGUGUUGCUUCAUGUUAUUCAGUAUACUGAUUACCAAAGUGUCCAGUUGUCUUUCAGUAUUUUUCAUGUUAGUUUAAUGGUACAGGGAUUUAUACCUUAGUUGCUGCGAUAAACUAGUUUCUAAAGUUUUUAUACCUCCUCAUUGCCCUAACCCUUAGUGAGGAUACACAUAGUGAGAGGGCUGAAACACAGGUAAAGCCAACAAAUAAAUGUCAAGUAUCAGCUUCUGUAUGAGGCACAUGUUAAGAAGACCAGUAUGGUUUCUCAGGUCAGUCCUGUUGAUGACAGCCAGGGUUGUGUCAGUGUGACAGGUGUGACAGUCUGAUAGAAACCUUAGUCCAUUCCCCAUUACUUUGUACUGGUGGCAUUCGUCCAUAUACUUGCUCCGAUACUCCACUGCUUAACCCGACCUAUACUUAUUAUAUUGUACUCAAGACUUUCAUUCCUAGGAAUUCUAUUCCUAGGCCUGCCAUUCCUGUCACACCAACUCUGCAUCAUGUGUUACUGGUAGAACAGCUGAUGCAGUGUCCUAGCUGCUUUGUUAGAUAUUGUUUAAGGUUAACGUCUGAUUAUUUUAUCUUUUUGUAUACCUGAGCUACAAUAGACAGCUGUUUGAUUUUCCUAGAUCUGUUAAAAUGGUAGAUAUUUACUGAUAUAAUCUGUUGCAGGUUUUUUUAAUAACAUGGAAAAGUUGCAACAAGUCCUAUGGGGCAGUAUGAUGUGCUGGAUUCAAAGGUUUCCAUCAGGGUGUGGUACACAUUGAGAGGCCCGAACUUGUGGUUAAGUUUCAGUUUUUAUUUUUUAUUUGUUUUAUUAUUUAUUAUUAUUUAUUAUUAUUUAUAAUCAUUAUCAUUUUACAAAAUCUCUUUGCCACCUGCUAUUUGAUAAGUUAAAUUAGCCGUGUAGAAUGCUGGAGCUCUUUGUAGGCAACUUCUGGCCAGUUUAUCAAGUGGACAAUCUCUCAAAAUCGACCGGUGUAACGUGACAGAGUCCCCCAUGACCGGGAGUCCGCUUUCCAUUCAUUUCUACAGGUAUUAAAGCCUCGCUCUAGAUUUUGACCCGCUUAGGUCAGGCUAACCCUAACCAUCAUAACUAAAUGGAGGGUGGACCUCCUGUUACACGGAUCCUCAGUUACGUUACACCUGUCCAGUGAAGUGUAACCCUCACUAGAGGGGCUAAGAAGUCGAGUGUCUCAACGUUUGCCCAAGGUGUGUCAUUAAGUCGUGUUGAUAGUCGUGUUCGGUCUUGAAAUUAAUAAAAUACAUUGAAAACGCAUCUAUAAGGAUCAGUUAUGAUAGGUAAAAAGAGUCGGAGCUUGCGGAGCUUACCUGUCAUACAAUGUAGUUCUAAUGCGUUGUCAGUGUAUUUUAUUUAUUUCUUUUACAAGAUCAAUGCGGUGUUAAUGAUGAAUCCCCAAAGAUUCCCUAAAGUGAACAUGUUUCGAUUUGGUCGUAUUCAACCAUUCUGCCGAGAUCGUCCCCAAGUUAGAUCGUACAAGCCGGGCUGGGAACACGACACGAGAGGGAGGUCGGUAAAUUACCGAAGAUCUGACUUUUUUUUUUUUUUUUGUAUUAGAGCAAUUUUUCUUUCUAUUUAUUUAUUUUCUCGCGAUAGUACUUUGUAGAAAUAAUGUUUUCAGAACUUAUUGUUCUGAAGACUUGGCGCCUUUGAAUUAUGUAACUAUACAAGACCAUAUGCAUUUACGUGAGAACAGUUAUUUUUAUGUUUAAAAUGUAAAAUCUCAUCCUGUGUUUUGUGCAGGUAAAAAUAUUUAAGAACUACUCUCUUUUCAAGUGAGAUGUUUUUCAUAUUAUUUUAAACUUGAAAAGUUGUCUUUCUGUUUGGAUGAUUCUAAAUCGCGCGCUUUCAUUCAAGUAUAAUGUAAUUUGAAUAUAAUAUAUUUGAAUAAAACAGUUACUGAUUUUUCAA